UCUCCAGAGGGACUAGGAGCGUGCCACUGUGAAGAAGCGGGGCUAUGCAGACAACGCAGAGCAGCGGCAGGAAUACCAGCAGCAAAGCUGGCUGCAACAGCGCUGGUGACCUCAAGUCUAGCGCGUCCAAGAAAGGACAGUCGAGCUGCCCUCUGCGGUCCUCCUAUUUCAUCGACAGCAUCUUAGGAAGUGGCAGCGGCAGGGGCAACUGCGAGGAGAGUCCUGCAGACGAAGGAGGGGCGAGGGUCAGCGAAACGGGUCGGGGUGGCCGCCAGUCAGAAGUGAAGCUGCUGCCCCCUCAACUGGACCCGCUGGAAGAACCCGGGUCGCAGGCACAGAGCAUCAUUCACGAGAUGGAGACUCUCUAUUCCAAUGAUAUCAAAUCCCAUCACAUCUGCGGUCCGGGAAACGCCAGAGCCCACGAGCGUCUGCAGCACGCAGCUACCCGGGGCGAGCAAGAGGUAGAAACAAGUGGGAAAACAGAAGACAAGCCCGGUGAAAGACUGCUGGAAAACGCGAGUGGGACGCGCCUGGAGCAGAAGUGCGGUUCUCCGGGUCACUUUGACAGGUCCUGCUUCAACAGAAAGCAGCGUCGGUACAGAACCACAUUCACGAACUUCCAGUUAGAGGAGCUAGAGAGAGCUUUCAGGAAAUCUCACUACCCAGAUGUGUUCUCAAGGGAGGAAGUAGCCAUGCGUCUUGAUUUAACAGAAGCCCGCGUGCAGGUUUGGUUCCAGAACCGCAGAGCGAAGUGGCGGAAGUGUGAGAAGGCAGCCGUUCUCAGUAACGCUCCCGGCUUAGCCAUGGCGAGCCCCCUCGGAGUGUAUCUGGACCUUCCCCUGAACCAGCCCUCGGCUCUGGACCCCGCUUGGAGAUCCACCCCUAUCCCGGUACUCGGGCUCCCCCCCACGGCUCCAGCCUUUACCCCCGCCGCCCUGGGAAACCUGGGCCUCGAAGCGCUGACCUGGGCCUCCUUCCUGAGACACCCUCUCCUCAACCCACAUUUCAACAGAUUCUUCACAGCAGUAAGCCCCCUGAUGGGCACACCCUCACUGCUCAUGAAAUCCCCUGGACAGUCCUUCGAACCCGCUUCCCUUGCCAUGCCAGACCCCAUGACCAGCGAAAGAAAAACCUCCAGCAUCGCAGAGCUCAGACUCCGAGCGAAGGAGCACUCUGCACACGUGCCACCGCAAGAUACCUAACCAUCAGAGACUGCUGUACUGUGCCUGCAAAACCCUGGCAAACGCUACCCUGCCCAAGCAAUGCCGUGUGUGAUGCAGCAGCCCAGGGGCAGGCAGGUGGGUUCUGUUACCUGCAUCGAAACCAUGUUUGCUUUCACCAUAACUCCUAAGUCAUGCACAGUGUGAUUUGUAUGCUGUGUGCUGCACACAAGGACUUUGCACACAGUGUUUCAAGAAUGCAUAUACAGUAGUUUUAAAGAGAUGGUUGGGCAGAGGGCUUUCCCUGGUGCUCAGGUUUGUUAUGUACAGGCCUCCACCUUUGUAGCCCUGUAUUGAGGAGUCUUAGUUAAGAGACCAUGCCAUUUGUGUUCCAGCUCUUUAGGAGAAUGCCAGGGCAAUGGCACAUAGGUGGAAUGGCAUUAUGGAGCAAGUGGGAGCCAUGACCGCACUGCCUAAUAAUAACCAGCUCUUAUCCUCUACCCCCUCCCUCGUUUCUCUCUCUCUCUCUCUCUCCCCUUCAGUCUCUGUGUGUAUAACUGGACCACGUUAACUCUCCUCUCUGUAUAUAUUUUAUAAUGCAUAUGUGUUUUUUUUAAGUUGUGGCAGGGCAGCUUCUCGAACUCCAGAGAGUUCACACAAAGUGUUUUCAAAUUUCUACAAAUUAAAAUGAGAAAUGGUGACCGAAGGGGGUGUAUUGGUGGCUAGCAGCACACCUGCAUACGCUGGCUGUUCAAAUGCAGGUCGUUAAGAGCUGAGAUAUUUCCUGUUGUAUUCGUUUGAUUUACUGUAAGCGUCCAUCCAUAAGUCAUUCCACCCAUCUCCUCACUGUUAAUGAGGGCUCAGUGUUGAGGUUCAUUUCAUGAAGUCAUGUUUUCUCCUUGUUCUAUUGCGAUAUUCAAUCAAACCCUGAAACACACUAUGAAUUCACUGCAGCUCAGACUACUUGUAAACCAAAGUACAAAACCUUGUGCCUAAGUGUAGCAUUUUGUAACGUAUGUAUGUAUGUAUGUAUGUAUGUAUGUAUGUGCGUGCGUGUGUGCGUGCGUGCGUAUGUAUGAUCAGUAUUUCUAGUGGUUCAAAACUGCAAGUUCUAAACAUAUUCAACACUUUGAAGUAUUUUGUUAGGAUUGUAUAUGUAAAACAAAUCAGCCCAAAACUGUAUCUUUCACUGAAUAAGAAAUGUGCAUUGUAAUCAAAUGAUCUAGAUGAUUUUAUUAGACUAAAGUAGGCUAUUUGAUAUUAAAGUGA
Molecule: messenger RNA, 2429 nt
Organism: Acipenser ruthenus (sterlet)
Lineage: Eukaryota; Metazoa; Chordata; Actinopteri; Acipenseriformes; Acipenseridae
Product: homeobox protein ARX-like
Exons: 5
Coding region: 45-1202 (385 amino acids)
Biological process (GO): regulation of transcription by RNA polymerase II
Molecular function (GO): DNA-binding transcription factor activity, RNA polymerase II-specific; RNA polymerase II transcription regulatory region sequence-specific DNA binding
Source: RefSeq, a predicted model, not a curated record